This is a messenger RNA of Seminavis robusta, 3714 nucleotides long. The record is from the annotation of a GenBank genome assembly. NCBI's taxonomy places the organism in Eukaryota, Bacillariophyta, Bacillariophyceae, Naviculales, Naviculaceae.
AUGGAUCUCCUUCCCAAACUAGAGAUGAACCUGAAGGCAAUGGUAAAUCAGAGGGAUCAGACUCGGACUAUGAUUACCAAGACCCAAGAUGAUUUGAAAGAGCUGUUUGCCAAAAGCCCCAAGAAACCUCGUGGUUCCAUGUCCGAAAUCGACAAGAAUCUCACUGACUUGGAAACGCAACGUACCCGUACCAGUUUGAGUCUGACAGAAGAAAAGCAGCUGAUGAAGCGGAUUUUUGCCGGAGAACGAGACAAGAGAGCUCUGCAAGAGAGAAUUGACCAUGACAAAUUGAUUGAUUCCAAAAAGGCUCAAGUCCAGGAGAUGCGAAAAGCAAUGGCACCUCUGACGGAUAAGAUUGCGGAUCUAGAAAAGGCAGUCAACAAGGCCAAACUGGCCGCCAAAAUUGGAUGCACCAUUGAAGAUAUGCAGAAAACAACCAUCUCCUGUCCUUCCGAAAAGAUGGGAAAAGUCAUUGGAAAGAGUGGUGCCAUGAUUAAGAAAAUCGAAGAAAAAGCCGGAGUCAGUAUGGAUGUCGACACGGAUAAGAGUACCAUUACAAUCCACGGCAGUGACGCUUCCAUUGCGGAUGCUCAAAUGGAAAUCAACAAGAUUGUCAUGGCCGCCGCAGAGGAACUGGAGCUACCACAGGAAUCCAUCCUAUACCUCACCACCGCUUCGACCGGAGCCAUGAGUGACAUGCGACAACGGCAUCCCGACAUGUACUUGGAAGUGGCCCGAAAUACCCACAAAUUCACCAUGAGAGGACAACCCGAACAAUUGGCGGCAGUCAAACAGAGUCUUCAGGCAAUGGGUGUAGCGAAACGAGAACGAGAACUGACCGCGGCCGAAGCCGUCUUGUUGAUUGGGAAGAAGGGUGCCAAUAUUGAAAAAAUUACGUCCUCCUAUAAGGUGGCCAUUGAAGUGUCCAAGAAGUCGGAGGAACAAUCCCUCGCGAUUGUGGCUGGCGCAGAGGAGCAAGUCGAGUCGGCCAUGAAGGAAAUCGAAGACAUGAUUGCCGCCAAUGCCGAAGUUACCAAACUGAUUCCAUGUGGCAAAACCGUUGUGCAGGGAUUCCUCACGGCCAAUGGCGUCAAGAUCAAGGAUUUGCAAAAGAAAAUUAGCGAAUCCACCAGAGAACUGGGAGCUGGCUCGGUCUCGCUCUCGUUUGACAAAGCCACCGGCGACAACUCGAACUUGGUCAUCAAAGGAAAACAGGCGGCCAUUGGAACCGCAGUGGCCAUGGUCGGGGAAGCCAUUCGUGAAAUUGAUACAAACACCAUUCGCAUCAUGGCCGAUCGCAACACCAUCCCUCAGGUCAUUGGGAAGGGAGGAGAAAACAUCAAGAAACUCAAAGGCGACAAAAAAGUCAAUAUUGAAGUUGACCGAAAGACUGGAGAAAUUGCCAUCAAUGGGCUGAGUCCGGAGGAGGUGGCGGAAGUCGAGGCGAGUGUCCUGCAUAUUAUUGCAGAGAACAAGAUACUCAAAGUUCCGGUCGAUCCUGCCCUGAUUGACGUUCAAUAUCGAGAACUGAUCAGACAGUCCAAGGUCAGAACGGAAGUCACGGAUCUUGCCAAACUCGACAUUGACAAGGAUCAGUCGGCCAUCCUUCUUCGAGGCACUGAUGAAAAUGUUGGCAAAGCUGCGGAAAUUGUCAAAAAGUUUCUUACCUCGAACUACAUGGAGAAUAUUGACAUUACCGACGCUGACCGAGACGCUCUGCUUUCGGGUGGACAGAAAAGCAAAAUCGUCACGUUUGCCAAGGAAUUGGAGGUCAAUCUUUCAGCAAAUCGCGAAACGUCCAGCAUUCAGGUCAAGGGAUCUAUGGAGAAAGUCAAGGCUGCGGUCAAAAAAAUCAAAGCUUACCUCUAUGGUGGCGAAGGCAACACUUGUCACAAAAUAUUGUGCGCCGAAGAGGCCCUGGGACUUGUGAUUGGAAAGGGAGGACAAGUCCGCAAGUCGCUGGAAGCUAAAUAUGAAGGCGUGACCAUCUACAUUCAUCGUACCAACGAUGCAGUCACAAUUCGCGGUCCCGAGGAGAAUGCCAACAACUGUCGCUUCGAAGUGCUCAAGUUGAUUGCUUCUGGUAGAAUCACACAAGAAGUCAAGACAACAGAAGAGAAAAUGGAAGCAAUGAACAAGAAUAAUCUACUGCGCCGAACCGCCCAGAAUAUUCCCGUGCAAUUGACAGUCGAAGACACGACAAUCAAAGUCCGUGGAGUUGCACCUGACGUCAAGCAUGUCGUGGCACUCAUCAAUGAGCAACUGACUGGAGUGUACGAGAGCAUUUUGGAACUCGGUGAUUCACAGUUUGCCAAAAUCAAAGGAGCCAGCCGCGACGAAUCACAUUUUGCUCGAAUGAAGGAGUCAACGGCGGCGGAUAUUUUAUUGAAUGAUCAAAAGAAUGCAGUCGUGAUCCGUGGCAAGAGGAACAAUGUCAAGAAGGCCAAGUUUCAGGUGUUUGAUUUCCUUGAAUUUCUGGUUCCAGGUGAACUCUGCAAAAUCAAACUGCCAAAGACCCUGAACGCUACAGUGGGUCAAGCGACAGCGCUGAUCGAAGUUGCCUCGUCUACUGGCACCUCCAUUUGGCUCGAUCGGGAUGUCAACAUGAUCAUCAUUGAAUCCUCCGAAAGUGAGCGCAUGCAAGACGCCAAAGCCUGCAUCCAGGCAAAAGUCGACGAGGCCGAGAGGCUUCUGUAUGUGUUCGAAUUCGACACGUCUGAAGCUUGGCUCAUUCCUAUUAUCAUUGGCGUGAAAGGGGGGCGCAUCAACUCCAUCCGAAAGCAAUCUGGCUGCACCAUCGUAGUUUCAAAGGAGGAGCGCACCGUCGUGGUCUCAGGAACGACAGAAGAGGACGUCACAAAGGCCAAGUCAGCCAUUCAAAACCACGUCGACCAGGCAAAGAAAGAAAACGCAUUCGUCGAUGUUCCUGCGGAUGCCAUGGCUAGAUUUGUGGGCAAAGGAGGAGCCCACAUUUCGGAGCUCCGAAAGAAGUAUGAAGUGGAAAUUGAAACAUCAAAGAAAGGAUCUGUCAAGAUCACAGGCAGUGAGGACAACGUAUUGGCAGCGAAGAAAGCUGUAGAAGAGUGGGUGGAAGAAUGGGCCAAGCCAGAUGAGAACAAGGAGGUUAAGAUUCAGCGGCAUCACAUUUCUCCAAUUAUUGGCAAACAAGGUGCAAACAUUCAAGCCAUGCAAGAAGAAUUUGGCUGCAGGAUCGAUCUGAACCGUGAGGAUCUUACGGUGAAGUUCCGCGGAGACCCAGCCAAGCAGGAACUGGCUCUGAGAAGAAUCGAGGAAAUCAUGGCGGAGACACCAGCUCCUGAACGUCCAGCUCGAGCGCCAAAAUCGGAAGAGGAGUCAGCUGAAGAGAAAAAUGGUAACGACAAUAGCAACACCAGCGGUAGCAAGGCACGUCCACAAAAGGAAAGUGAAAGCAGCCCCAAGAAAGACGAGUUCAAGGAUCCUGACGAGCAGGUGGACCGUACCAGUGAAUUUCCUGCUCUGCCAGUUGGCCUUACUCCGCCAAAGAGGCGAAGAAAGCGCAAGUCCAAGGCAGUCGGUGGUGCCGCGGCUUCUCCCACCAAGCCCGUCGUUUCUCCAUCCAAGUCACUUUUUGCUGCAUCGUCUGGAGAGGAGUCGUCCGUGAGCGAUGAAGACGACAAGAUUGUUGCCCGAGAUCCCUCCACCGACACAAUGAUCGUAAACAUCAGCGCCUAG